Molecule: messenger RNA, 1745 nt
Organism: Labrus mixtus (cuckoo wrasse)
Lineage: Eukaryota; Metazoa; Chordata; Actinopteri; Labriformes; Labridae
Exons: 11
Coding region: 122-1126 (334 amino acids)
Source: RefSeq, a predicted model, not a curated record
AUAUAAGGAGGCAAAUUACUUCCGUAUGCACAUGAACUGAGGGUCUUGUGGUUUUGUCUCUUGAUGCUUGGUGUUUAAAACAGUUCUACCACAUUGUUAGUGGCAUAAACAAGUAGUGACAAUGAAAGCAGACAUGUGGAUUUUUCUCUUAGCAAUGUGCUUCACACGUGUGUCUUCAAAUGAUCAGAAUUCUUGUGAGCAGUAUUCAAUGGUUUGUGAAAUGCACAAACUCAGUGCUUCACUUGGUUCCUCUGUGCUACUCCCUUGCAACUUGAGAACAAGUAACAUCACCCAGGUUUCAUGGGCCCAAUCUGCUGAGCAGGAACUUGUCCUCCUCACAUCUGACGGUCGUAUUCAGUUCUUGGAACCCAAAAAUGGCCGGGUGAAAGCAUUUCCAAACCAGGGCUCUGAGGGGAACUACUCCAUCCGCAUAGAUGAGCUUAACGAAUCAGACCUGAGGUGUUAUCUUUGUACGUGGGAACAGGACUGCCUUCAGGUGCAUUUGGUUGCUGUAAAAGGUACACUGAGUACGGACAUCAAACUUCUGAUUUGCGCCUGUGUUACUGCGGCUGUUUUCAUACUGCUGGGUGUUGGCGGUUACUUCUGCAUGAAAUGCAUAUGUAGUUGUAAUACGACAACUCUGGAAAUUACUAACAAUUCUGAAUGCACUGCGGGUUCUAAUGCUCCAGCAGAAACAGGCAGAGUGCCAAAUGUUGAUCAUCAGAAAGGAGCAUACGAUGAUAGCCUUGUUUAUGAAAAUGAUGACCAAGACCCAGCCAACCAACAAGGUGACCGCAGCAGAAAUCAGUUCAAUCUCCCGGCAGUUCAGCCUGAUCCUGACACUUCUCAACCCGGCCAAAGCACAAGUGAGACAAAUCAGUUCAGAUUUGUAAGGAUGGAAAGUCAGAGGACAAAACUGAGAUUCCAUACAGAUCUCAUCAACAGAUUAAGAAAUUCAAGCCUCGGUCGGCAUUAUUAUGCCAACCAGGGUGAAAUCAGCAGGCAACAAGCAGCUCAGGCAGAGAACCAAAACAGAGCGGAUGGGAGGAAGAAGAGAGCUAAAGCAAAGAGUGAAUACCAAAACCCGAUUUACAACAGGAGCACAGACCAGCUCCAACAAAUGUAGAGCACAAAGGAAGAAUGUAACUUUGACACCUAGUCUUUAAAAUUGGUACUGCAGUCCAAAUUCAAAACAUUGUAGAGAGCUGUCUCUCUCCGCCCCUUCCUCCCUAGAGUUAGUGUGCACAUAUCACUGACAAUGAAGCGUCAGUGUUUAGCCAGCUCUGCAUCUGUCUUUCUUGAAACCUUUCUGCGUUCUAACCUCUCUCCAUUUUUCAAAAGCAUCUCCAAUAUUGAUCCUAGUUUUACCAUGUUUCAGUUGUUUUAGGUCAGGUAGAAUCACUUCUAUCUGAACCAGUUCUCUUGCCUGCUUUCAUGCCUGGCUAACCAACAGGUAUUACAUAUUGCAUGUUUCCUCAAUGUCUGAUGAUAUAAUAAGGUCAUUUAAUGAUUUAAUUCAGACAAUAUCUCACAUAUUGGACCUUUAAGUAGAUGUGUGUAUGGUUUCAGAGUGAAGGUUACUAAAUGCUGAUUGACGUAAAUAGUUUGAACAUAAUUCUUGUCCUUUUUUGUAUUUUUUAUGUCACAUAAUUUCAUUUUUCUGCCUGUAUAUUGUAUUAGACUAUAUGUGAUGGAUGCUUGGGGGAACAAAAUAAAGAUUAAAAAACACAAAUAAGAUCAACCAA